AUGUAUACAGAGGCAUUGUUUCCCCCCACAGUCGUCCGUACGGGGAUACCGGCGCCCCCGGGACGGGGCCCCCAACACCAUGAGGCCAGUGUCGAGAGACGAAAGGCAAAAGAAACAUUACACGAGGAACGAGUCUAUGGCCCGCGACCACCCGCUACCGCGAACCAUAAGCGGGUUUCGUCGUUGCUUCCAAGCACCGAUGCGGUGCGACUAUCCAGGAUUGAUAAAGCCAGGAACCGAAAAAAAGGAGGCCACCACUGGAUGGUUGACCCCGCACGACGCAUGUGCUGUGGAUCGUGA
Molecule: messenger RNA, 300 nt
Organism: Histoplasma capsulatum G186AR
Lineage: Eukaryota; Fungi; Ascomycota; Eurotiomycetes; Onygenales; Ajellomycetaceae
Exons: 2
Coding region: 1-300 (99 amino acids)
Source: RefSeq, a predicted model, not a curated record